This is a messenger RNA of Poecilia latipinna (sailfin molly), 11292 nucleotides long. It is a transcript of the gene mgaa, whose product is annotated as MAX dimerization protein MGA a. The record is from RefSeq and is a predicted model, not a curated record. Gene Ontology annotation, cellular component: chromatin; nucleus. Gene Ontology annotation, molecular function: protein dimerization activity; RNA polymerase II cis-regulatory region sequence-specific DNA binding; DNA-binding transcription factor activity, RNA polymerase II-specific. The transcript is spliced from 30 exons. Lineage: Eukaryota; Metazoa; Chordata; Actinopteri; Cyprinodontiformes; Poeciliidae. Bases 1644 to 10841 code for a protein of 3065 amino acids. Gene Ontology annotation, biological process: regulation of transcription by RNA polymerase II; positive regulation of DNA-templated transcription; cell fate specification.
UCGUAGCAGCAAUAUUUUCAGAUAUUGGCCCAAAUUUUCACAUCUGUGCAUCCCCAGAUAUUUAAAUUUGAAUUAUGUAUUGAUAGAAUGUGAUGCUUGCUCAGAUCAAAACAAACAUGGUCAAAAAAAUACCUUAAGUCAUUUGUUGAAGCUGGUUAGGCUUAGCCAAGUUUAUGGGCAGUAUGAAACAUUUCGUGGCAAGCAGCUUCAUUCCAUUCCAGACUUUUUAGAUCAAGAAAGAUUAAACAAUAAAAAUGGGAGAAAGGACUUCCAACUUGUAAAUUAACACACAGUCAAUUAAUUCAAUUGUCUACUAACGUGGGGGGAAGAUGGUGAGUCAUAUCUUUCAUUUUAGCUGUUAAUUAUAUGUUAAUAUCUGUUAAUUAUAUCACCAGUUACCUAAUGUAAAGACAUGAACCAAAUACAGCUCCAUGUCAAAGAGCUCUCUCGCUGUUUAAGGUGGCACAACAUCUCGCGUGCAGUUCACGUUCGUACGACACAAAAGAAUACAUCAGACUAUAACUUACCAGCGUAAUUUGUGAGCAUUGCUAUCCUCUACAACAGCGCCCCCCGUGGCUAAGUGUCUCCCCCUCCCAACUACAGUACAAUCAAACUGAUGUCGAAGGGUUCUGGCCAACAGACCACGCCCAUACGGCAAGCUUCGACAUCCCAUCUUGAAUAUCUUCAAUAUACACACAAACACAGUUGUUAUCAAAAUAUAUGAUUCUUUAACAUGCAGUGUGAUUUGCAAGCAGCUAUGCGGUCUUCUUGGUUCCAUCCUUCACGGUCCAUUUGUCCGGUUCGGGUCUGUAAGGGAGAUAACAGAGUCGAGGCAAAUAACUGCCCCCCCCCCAUGCUCCUAAUCUCCAUCUGCGGCCGCCAUGACGGGAUGACGGUGUUUAAACCCGGCGCAAACAACAUGGCGGAGGCUAACCACAAGACUCAGACAACAUAUUAAAUACAGAACAUCAACAGACCGAGGAGAUGCCCACAUCUCAAAGACGAAGACUAUUAAAUUAAAUGUGUUCACACAACCUACUGUUAAAAGAACUGUCAAAUAUCAAACCACGGAAACAAUAAAGAAAGCACUAUAAUAUGAACAAAUAACCCGUUACAAUCCAGAUGAGUGAUGCUUCCGUCGCAAUUUCUUUAAGCUUUACUUCUGUUCACAGAAGAAAAUAUGGAUCCAGAUGCCUGCUCGUACUGAUUUGAGAGAGCUCACCCUCGAGCCUCGAGUAGCUAGUGACAUGUGAACCCCGAGAGGAAGGCGUCAGAAGGAGAGCAGAACCGCCCUGGGGUCUCUUCCUGUGGGUAUCCAGCGUCAAAUCCUGUACUUCUCCGUUGUUUGCGUAGCACGAACACGUUUCACCCAGGUGGCUUUUGUAAGAUGGCGUCUGAGUCUGCGCAGUUCCGGAAGAAGAGGACGGUGAUGUUGGUGACGUAACAAAAAAAAAAAAGCGUGUUAUGUUUUUUUUUUUUUUUGAACAGUGAAUGGUCCUCAUGUGCACGCCAGACCGAUGGAGUUAUCGACGACAAGGACGGAUUUGAUGUGGCAUCAGGACACACUCCGUGUGUUCCUAUAGGCAGAAGGAUGCCAUCUUGAAAUAUUAUGCCGAGAAGUGGGAUCCUUCAGGGGUCGGUUCAUGGCCUCUUCGAAGACUCGUCAAGGUAUGGUGAUCCUGAAGGAAGGGGCGACUGCCCCUGCAGCAGCUCCAAUGGCUGAUCAUUCAUCUGCAUGCCUUGUCGCUGUGAGAGCAGGAAAGGUGCAAAGCAGUGGGACUGUCCAGGGCGUCUGUGUGUCCACUGGUGAAGCAAAUAUUAGCGGGAAACACAAGAUGUACCCAGCCAAGGAGGCCAUCAUGAAGAUGGGUGAACUCAAGCAUCCCGCCUGUAUAAACUCUCCUUCUGAUGUCCUGUCACCUGACUGUGUCUGUAAAGAUGUCAAAGUGACACUAGACAACAACGUCAUGUGGAAUGAGUUCUAUAAAUGUAGAACAGAAAUGAUUCUGACCAAGCAAGGCAGCAGAAUGUUCCCUUAUUGCCGCUUCCGUGUAACUGGCUUGCAGUCAUCGAGGAAGUACUCACUGGUCAUGGACGUUGAGCCUUUAGACAACAGUCAGUACAGGUGGACGGGUGAGAGCUGGCAAGUUUGCCGAAAAGCAGAGCGUCACGUGAGGAGUAAGCCUUUCGUUCAUCCAGACUCCCCAGCAACAGGUCAGCACUGGAUGCAGAGUCCAGUGUCCUUUUACAGACUGAAACUCACAAACAACACCUCAGACCAGGAGGGGAACAUUAUCCUGCAUCCGAUGCACCGCUAUUUACCGCAACUGCAUGUGGUCCAGGCAGACAAAGCCAUAGAAGACUUUAGACUGAACGGUCCCAAUGUUCUCACUUUCACUUUCCCCCAGACUGAGUUUAUAACAGUCACCACAUACCAAAACCCCCAGUUUACCCAACUGAAGGUGAACUACAAUCCGUUUGUUAAAAAACUGAAGGAGGACCGGGUCAAUACAUGUGGCUUAAGACUCAAAGGAAACGCAGGCAAAGAUUCGAAUAGUUACGAAGGUAAGACGAACACUGAGCAGCAUCCCGUGAAGAAGAGCUUAAAGAUUUUGUUAGCGAAUCACAAACCCAGAAAUUCAAAAGCAUUGGACGUGAAACUUCCACCUCCAAAAGAGCCUCAGGAAAAAUCCACAAUGAGCAACACCCAGCCAGCCGCCACCACUCCAGUGGAAAGUCCCAGCAGCAGUUCACGUCCAGUUCCGAAGUUAAUUUCUGAGCUAAUUUGUGAGGCUCAUGUCUCACUGCAGAGAUGUCACAAAGAGCAACUUUGCAGCAACAACAGCAACUCCUCCGGAGCAGCACAAGGCAACACUACGUCCACAACUUUGACAGACAGACUAACUAAACCGGAUAUUGCUCAUAAGAAAAACGGAUCUGUCGCUACAUUCACCAGGAAAAGUUCAACUGUUGAAAAAAACAGAAAUAUCAAAGACAACGAACAUCUGUCUAACUCUAACUCUAUUGCCGAUGUCAGAACAGUUUGCUCCUCUGCUUCUCCUAUAGAAGAGGAGGGCUCCUUGAACAAAUCACACCAACAAUGUAACGUAGGUGCCGAGUUGGAUGGUGUGAAGCAACAGAAACGACCAGCUCGACUGCCCCUACCAGCACUUGCACUUUUUUUAAAGCAACAUUCAACAAAAUCUAAGAAGGCAAACAACACACCGGAGUCUGCUCCUCAGGCACCUCUGCCUGAGUCCUGUUGUUCUCCGAGUCCUGCCGCAGCGCCUCAUCAGGAAACCAGCAUCAAACCCAUCAUGGAGGACUGUGGAGGAAACCGUCUUCUGCCAGAUGAAAAGCUUUUAAAUGUUACUGAACAGGCAGCUGAAACGAAUCCCUCCCACCCAUCUGGUCCAGACCUUUUCACUGCUUCAGAUGUAGCCGUUCCAGAUACAAAAGCUAAAGAUCCCUUCAUCACUAUUUCUGAGUGUUUAAGCUCAGAAUCGACAACCCCUGACCAUAAAGCAUUGAUAUCCAACUCUGAGAAUACAUUCGACUCGCUUGAGAUGUCUGCACUCACCCUGUCCUCAUCUUCUACCUCUGGAUCACCUGAUUUGUCCUUGCAUCUCAGUACGGCGUUGUCUCUCCCAGACUCCCCCAAAGCAGCAGCAGAGUCCUCCACACUACCUUCAGGCUCCCGCUCCUUGAAGAUCGACUCUCUGCUUCCAGACCCUCAGUGUUCCUCGUUCGACUUUGACCCUUUGUCGCCAGCGAGCUCCCCAGAACCUUUACCUCCUCUUCCAGCCUCAUUAGCUUUAGAACUUGACUCUGCAACAUCUGCUGCAGCGAGUACUCCGGACCUCCAACACUGCAGAAACUCAUCAGUCUUUAAGUGGCAUACAGUGUUACCUCUGUCUGGGACAUAUGCAAACCCAUCUUUCACAACAUUACAGCCCCAGCAGCAGUCGACUCCUGUAAUGUCGGUCACUUCGCCCUUGUUGUCCUGUCUUCCUGAGCCACAGAGUGUUAUAUCUUCAACGCAGACCACUCCAAAAGACUCCAUUCCAUCAUUUCAAGACAGCGAACAGUCUCUGCCUUUCCCCGCAGAGUUGUCCCCCCUUGCUCUCCAGCUCCCGCUAUCUCCAACCUUCUCUUCACUGGACGAAGACGGCUUGUCGCCCACAACUUCCAUCGCAGAGCUGGUGCACUUUUUCUCCAUCGACGAUGACAUCGGGGUGGAGUUUUCCAACACGGACACGGCUGCCGUGACCAGCCAACCUUUGCCAGUUUUGGAACCGCCGCGGCCAUCUGUGCCGGUCCUGCCAGUCUCAAGCACCAAGCCCUGCAAGAGAAAGAAGUCAACAAAGCUGGCCAGGUUGGAGUUGGGUCAGGCUGGGAACGAGUACAGGAGUAAGCAGCCCAAAGUUGAAGAGGUUGAGGAGCAGCUUUUUGUCUCUUUCACAUCAAAGGAGGCCCUAAAACUCCAUACAGCUGAGUCAUCUGAAGAGCUGCUCCCUGACCCUGAGCUGACCCCUGACCCCAAACCUGAUGAAGAGGCGGACGACAGCAGCAGCAGCAGCAGGGAGAGUCUGGAGGAGACAAUCGCGGUUCAUGAGGAAACUCUUCUUCGAGACUUAAAGCUUAUGAAACACAGGCAGGUCAUCCACCCUGUGCUGCAGGAAGUUGGUCUUAAGAUGACCCUCCUGGAUCCGGCGCUGUCCAUUGACCUGCAGUACCUGGGAGUCUCUCUUCCCAUCCCCCUUCCUGGAGUCGUUACGGAGCCACUGACCCAGACGACCCCAACCUCUCAGGGGGUUUUUGCUUCAUUUCAGUCCAGAACUGGAAAAACUACAGAUCUGACCCAGAUUAAAGGCUGGAAAGAGAAGUUUACCUCGUCAGAGGUCGAAUCAGCCUCUGCUCCAAAACCUGAAGCUGGCCCCAGUGCCGACCUGCCAAAGAAGAACCUGUCUGCGUUCUGCAGCGACAUGCUGGACGAGUAUCUGGAAUCGGAGGGGAAGCUGAUCGACGAGCGCGCCUCCAGUUUCUCCCAGCCACCAGCGGAGGCGCCGUCCUACCGGCUCCCUGUGAGCAGCACCAGCUAUGUCCGGACUCUGGACCACAUCCUGAAGAAGCCCUCAGCCGGCUCGCCAGCCUCGGACAUCAUAUCCGGGUUCAUCCCGCCUUCGAAGAGAUCACGACUCAAAGAGAGCGCGGCCUGCCGGAGGGCAGAGAGGAAACCCAGAGGUCCCAAACCGAACAGAAUCAAAGCUGCUUGUACUGCUUCGGACUUUCCAACAGCUGUACAGUUGCAGUACUCCGUGCCCGGUUCUCUGACCUCAGAACCUCUGAAUGGACCUGCUUUUACAAAGAGGAGGAGGCUGAAACCCAGAGCGUCCUCUCAGACCCUCAGUGUGUCCACGGCCCUCAACGUGUCUGAGGAGAUGGCUCCGCUUGAGUCCGACUCUGAGCUCAAACCAGACUCUGUGAGGAAGCAGCCGUCUGAUCACUCUGUGGAUGGCCAGAGAAAGGAGAGCAGAGUCACAGUGACCCGGACCUACGCCAGGCUCAAGGAACUGGAGGACAGUGUGGUUCUGGAGGGCCGCUUCCAAACCAGCAUCUCCACAGAGAGGGCCACCAUCGCUCUGAUGUCCCUCUUCACCCAAACUGGUUUUGUGAGAGAAAACCCGACGUCGCCGAUCAAGCUAAGGCAGAGACAAGCUGUGGCCUGUCUGAACGAGUUCUGCAGGCUGGGAUGCGUCUGCUCCAGUUUGUCUCACUGUUCCAGGAUCAGCCACUGUGGCCGGCCGCUCUGCAUGUUCGGCUGCAGCUGCCUUAAGCAGAAGAUGGUUCUGCUCAAGAACCUGGAUAGCUCUGACGCCAGCCCCUCCCCCCUGCAAUGCAAACUCAAGAAGAAGAGGAGAAGGAUGAUGAAGAUGGCCUAUGUCCUGAAAGAGGCAGAGACCGUGGCCCACCCUGCGGAGCGGGUCCGGACCCUGUGGAGGAAGGACGCCGACUCCUCUGAUCCAGAGCCAGUCCAUGCGCCGGAUGUGGCCCCCUUCCUCCAGCCACCUUCUGUCCAGGUGAGAAGGAAAUAUCGCAGCAGCUGUGCCAGAGUUCGAAGUUACAUCAGGAAGACGCAGAAACAGAAGGAGGAAGAAUCCAAAGCACUGAUAUCAUCCAAGGAUAAAACUGCAGGACUGAAAGUCCACAAACAUGGAGAACAAGGCCCUACACAGACUAAUGUUACCACACCCAGACCUCCUUCUGCAGCAGAUGCAGACAAAUCACCCAGCGCUAGUCCUCCAGGUUCUUCAGAAGCACUCUGUUCUAAACCAUCCAAACGCCUCAUGAUCCUGGCCGACUGCAAGUGGGUGAACGACAGCGACCGCAGCUACGUGUUGAAGAAGCUAUGUGAGGCGAUGGCUCAGGAUCAACUGGACAAACCUUUCUGGAUCAAAAACUACCUCAUCACUCCAAUCGACGAGACGGUGGAUGAAACUAGCGGAAACAGGUGCAUCGAGUAUAAGGUCCAGAUCUCAACACCCAUUCUGGACAGGAAAAAGGCACCAGCCAAAAAACCAGUGACUCGUGGAAAGAAACGAGGGAUCAAACCAGCAGCUCAACACAGACAGGACAACCGCUCUGGUUUGAUUUCAAAAAAUGAGAAGGCUCCUAAACGCUCGAAGAAUAUGAUGAAUCAGUCUUUCACAGACUCUGUGUCGGUAGAGUCUGUGGAAGACUGGCAGAAGGAGGUGAUGGAGGAGGAGCCCAUGGAGGAAUGGCAGAAGGAAGUGAUGAAAGAGGAGGAGGAAGAGCUCAUGGAGGACUGCCAGAUGGAAGUGAUGGUGAAGGACAAGCCCAUGGAAGACUGGCAGAAGAAGGUAAAGGUGAAAAUGGAUCCUUUGGAGCAAUGCCAGAAAGAGGUGAUGGAGAAGACAGAGCUUAUGAAGGACUGGCAGAAGAAGUUAAAGGUGGAAGUGGAGGCUAUGGAAGACUUUCAGAAAGAGGUGACACCUACGAAGAACCAUCUAAACGAGGUGGAGACCAUAAAGGGGUUCCAAAAAGAGGCGGAGUCUACAAAGGACUUCCAAAAGAAGGCGGAGUCUACAAAGGACUUCCAAAAGAAGGCGGAGUCUACAAAGGACUUCCAAAAGAAGGCGGAGUCUACAAAGGACUUCCAAAAGAAGGCGGAGUCUACAAAGGACUUCCAAAAGAAGGCGGAGUCUAUAAAGGACUUCGGAAAGAAGGCAGAGUCUAAGAAGGACUUCCGAAAGAAGGCGGAGUCUAUAAAGGACUUCCAAAAGGAGGUGGUGUAUAUAGAUGAAUGCCAGAAAGAAGGAAGGGAAGAUUAUAUGGAGAAGAAUGGAGAAGGCUUCAGACGUUAUAAAGCCAGGCAUGAGCUGAAAAGAAGCACAGAAGGAUUAAAUUCACAUAAGAAGAGGAGGACUGGCAUGUCUCUGCCUUUCCCUUUACUGGUGGGACUAUCACCUUCCGGCUUUCUCUCAGCCAAUAAGAAAAAGCCAGGAGGACCAGAUGAUGUAAUACAGGUCAAUGGGAAGCAAUACCCUUUAGCAAAGAUCAAGUUGGGCAGGAUGGGGGCGCUUCAUCCAGCCAAUCGUCUGGCAGCUUAUCUAACAGGCAGAGUGGGGUCUACGAAGCAGCGACAAUCUUCUUCAUCGUCCGAGCCGUCUUGCAAUCUUCAGAGUAUCCCCCACGUCACAUCUUCAGUUUACUGUGUCCCACCUGCUCCUGCAGCCUCCACUGUUGCCCCAGCCAUGGUCCAGUCACAGCCACCAACCACUCAGCCCACUCUUGCCACCCCUUCUUCAGACUCUGAGCCACAGAACGUAGUUGUUGGACCUCCAAACCCACCUCAGAACUCGACCCCUCCUCAGCCGCUGCUGAUUCAGGUUCCAAACCCUCCUAAUGUGGCUGCUCCUUUGCUGCCGCCCCGGAUCACUCAGUUCCCGGCUCAAAGGAUGGUCCUGAAGCCUGUCCGGUCAUCAGCGGGUGUCCAGUAUUACCGAAAACCUGACGGAACCUUGGUCCAGCUGAUUCCCACCAGCCAGCUGAGGCCUGGUAAUCCAUCAGCAACCAUUCAUGGAGGAAACUCCGAGCCACAAAACUUGGUUGGUGGACCUCCAAACCCACCUCAGAACUUGACGACACCUACGGACCCCCAGCCGCUGCUGAUUCAGCUUCCAAAUCCUCCUAAGGUGGUUAAUUUGCUCCAGCCCCGGAUCACUCAGUUCCCAGGCCAAAGGAUGGUCCUGAAGCCAGUCCGGUCAUCAGCGGGUGUCCAGUAUUACCGAAAACCUGACGGAGCCUUGGUCCAGCUGAUUACCUCUAACCUGCCGAGGUCUGGCAAUCCUCCAGCAACCGUACCUGGAGGAGACCGUUCUGCUUCCUGCGCCCAGCUGCCUCCUGUAGCCGCGGUGAAGAGGCCGGCUCUGACCAACCUGUCCUCUUCGUCCUCUGUGGUUUUACCUUUACCGUCUCCAGGAGCCUCGUCUUCCUCCUCCAACCCCCCCAUACCGCCAUCCGUUUUUCUGUCCCCGCAGAACACCUGCACGUUUAGGAUCGUCCCCCCCCACCGGGUCAAGGACCCCAUCUUUAUCCAGCUCCCUUUCCUGCCCCCCACCCAAAUAGUGGGAUCAGAACGUGGCAUCAUACAGCUCCAGGGCCCCAGCCAACCUGUGAACUACACUCCCCCAGACCCUCUGGUGUGUGAAAAAAAGGACAUUCCAGUUGAGCGCCACAACGAUUCACCACAAACCCUGCUGACCGUCCAGACUGCCGAUCACAGGGGGGCCUCACCUCCGACGCGGUCCCCCCCGCCUGAGCCCACCCUGGACUGUCUCGGCCCUAAAGAGGAGUUUGCCUUUGACCCCAUGGACCUGAACGUCGUGUUUGUGGACGAAGUGGUGGACUUGGUGUCCAGCAGCGAGACGGAGGACUCGUCCGACUUCAGGGAGUCUGACAGCGAGGACGAGAAGAAUCAGAAUGCAAAGCGCUCUAAAGGAGACCUGAAGAAGAAGAAAAAGCAGCUGAGGAGUCGUGAUGAAAACCAGUCAGUUCUGCCUCCAACAGCAGCGGGUCAGGCUGCAGCUGCCAGGACGGAAGUCCAGAGUCUGAUUUACAUCUCAUCUGAGGAGGAAAGCCCCAAGAGGAAAACCGUCACUAAUGGUGCUGCUGCAGCUGCAGCUGGUGAGCUGACAGGUGAUGGCCAGCUGGGAACCGGUCUGCAGGAGGCUUGGAGCGGUACUUUGGAAAACCUGGAGAGGAACAGUGGAUGUGAAGCGGUUCAGCAGCAGAUGGAGAUGACCAUUAAUUCAGACUUGGAAGCUGAAGGGGACUCCAGAAAUUCUCAAAGGACCCAGAUUAACGUUCAGCACCACGAAUCCAAUGCAAGUUGCAGAAAGCAUCGAGCCCAGAUGAAGCAGACGUUCCUCCAGUUGAAGAGGGAAGUGUUACCAGCCGAUGACAGCAUGUCCAGAACCUCCCUGCUGGAAAAGGCCGUGCAGGUGAUCCAGGAGCUGAGGAGCUGUGAGGAAGACCUGAAGAGGAAGAAAAGGAGCCUGGUGCGGAGACGGGAUGAGUUCCUGUCCAUUCUGGCUCCGUCAGCAGGUGAUGGCCAGCUGGGAACCGGUCUGCAGGAGGCUUGGAGCGGUACUUUGGAAAACCUGGAGGGGAACAGUGGAUGUGGAGUGGCACAGCAGCAGAUAGAGAUGACCAUUAAUUCAGACCUGGAAUCUGAAGUGGACUCUCCAAUCUCUCCAGGAACCGAGCAGCUUGGUCAGGCUCCUCAGGAGGUCCAGAAGCUUCCGACCGAGGCGGAGAGCCUGUGGUCCAAUCAGAGCUUGAAGAAGGAAGAUAAUAAAGACGCACACACUGAGGACGUCUGCAGCACACCAGGGACGGAGACGCUGCAGCACCUGCUGACCAAUCAAAAGCAGCCUGAGAUGGAGGGGAGGCAACAAACAACCAAUGACGUCCCAGUGGAGGGCGUCCUCUGUGUAGCCAUCCCUACAGGAGUCGCUGGCCCCCUGCAGGCCCCGCCCGCAGCCGUCCAGCUGCAGCCUCUCCGUCAGCCUGUCCUGCACGUGUCCGACGGCGCGCCGGCUCCUCCAGACACCAAACGGAUAAAGACCGUUCCAAACAUUCUGUCUCGCAGCAGGAACCGAGACUUGCCUCAGAAAAUGUCAGCUGAGAAGGCACCACCCAUGGAUAAAGUGCCGUUUGCCGCUCCUCCAGGAAGUACACCGCACCGAACCCAGGAGCUUCAGCCGCUGCUGGCUGCAGCUCCGCCUGCGUUUCUCCUGGUGUCUGCCGAACCCAGCCAGAUGGGCGUCCCCCUCCCCAGGCUGCCUCCUCAGGCUCUGGCCCUGCCCCCUCAGGGUCCAGCUCCGCCCCCUUGUGCUCCAGUCCCGCCCCCUGGUCUUCCUUACCCUCCCUUAGACAUCAGACAGUCUGACCCUGCUGGACAGAUGGCCAGACAGGACUCGGACAAUGAGAGCCUGUCGUCCCUCCUUAGCGAAAUAGUUUUUCUUAACCAGCAGACUGUUGCCACGGCUACUACAGCGGUGAUUGAUCCUCCGGUGGUGGGCGGAUCCGAGGAACAGAAGCAUGCCUCCGAGCACCCAGGGCCAAUUUUAGGGAACGCUAAUGAAGGUGUGCUGGCCCCGCCCCCUCUGCUGCACAUGAAGGUGGGAGGAGCCAAAGAGGCGAGACUAGGCAGUAAUAAUGAAGCAACAGUGGGAGGGGCUGGGGCCGUGGGCGUGGCCUGGAGGCCCAUGCCUAGGCUGGUUCCUCUGGGGCUGAGGGGAAACUCCCCCAGCUGACUUCACGUCAUCCGGGCAACGACCGGGAACGACUAGAAAUGGAUUUUCUUUCUGCUCCCGAAGCCGAAUCAGAUGGAUUGAUUCAGCACGGCUCUGAUUUUUCUAUUUGAUCUCUCACAAUCGCCGAGUUCUGCGGUAAAGCUGCAACUUUUCUGCUUUAGACUUUGUGGACUGAGAUGACGUCAGUCGUCCUGGAGCAGAGCAGAGAGGAGCUGAUCUGCUGAUCUCCACACAUUUUGGUUUUCAUCCUUCGAUAGACAGAGAAAUCCACAUGAACUAUUCAACAACCUUUCAUCGUGCAGAUGUUGCCACCCAAGAAAGUCUCAGCAUAACCAGGUGCAGCAGCCUUCGUUAGCAGAAUGAAAGGUGUUAAAGGAAAAAGAUGGAUGCUUCAAAAUCAGACAGCAGAAACCUGGACUGGUUCAGAAUCAUCACUCAUAAAAAAAACAAA